AUGGAUUGCUUUGAAGACGAAAUUGGCAAAAAUUCUCCAAUUAAUGUCAAUCAACAAUCAACCACAAAGUGUUAUGGAAAUUGUAACGUAAGCUUAGACUAUUCUGAAUUACAUCGAAAACACUAUGUAAAGAAACACAUUCUUCAAGAAGACGAUGAGGACACUUUGUUAGAGAAAGAUCAAACUAUUUCUGAAGAGAUGUAUGAAUAUGUGCUCGAUGUCACUCAAGAUUUUCUUCCACAGAAAAAUGUAAUGCUGAUACGAGAGUAUUUAUGUAAACAAGCACCAGUCGCGGAUGAUGGAACUAUUAUGAACAAUAUUUUUCUCAGCUUCCCUGAAUGUAAUCAAAUAAUGGUCCGACAACGAUCAUUCAUUAAGCACUUACAAUGUCACAAUUAUUCACCUCAGCAAUGCAAAGAUACACUGUACAACACAAUUAUUACUUCACUCAAAUCUCGCCAAUUUGGCCAACAUGUUGAGGGUAUUGUUGAGGAAAUAGCAACCAAAUUGGUAACCAAUACCUUUAAGCAAAUUCGAAUUCGAACAGAACCUGAAUUACCAAAAGAAUCAGUUAUUACAUUUAAUUCAGAAAAAGGAUUAUUUGUUCCAUCUAACGAGAAGCAAUCACAAGCAGAAAAUAUUUCAACAUCAAAUAUCGCCACCAUCGACUCUAUUUCAGAAGAUUCAACUCAAAUGUCAGAAACUUCACCUCAAAACAAAUAUGUAUUUUUUGAUUUUGAAACGACUGGAUUAUGGAAGAAUGAUGAUCCACCAAAAAUUACGGAAUAUUGUUUUGUGGACGUUUUGACUGGAGCUGUUUUGUAUGGCUUAGUUAAUCCUGGAAAAGUGAUUUCUAACCAAGCACAAUCAAUUACAGGACUUAACUUGAAUAGUUUAAGAUCAAAAUUGCCUAUUGAAGGGCAUGUGAAUGAUAUUAUCCAAUUUUUAAACAAUAACUCUCAAGGAAAAACUUACUUAAUAGCUCAUAAUGGAGACCGUUUGGAUUUUAAAGUUUUUGCCAAAGAAUUUUUCGGAAAGUUUUCUGAAUUUAAUCAUGACAAUAUUGUCUUUGUUGAUUCUCUCCGAUUAAUGAAAUCAGAAUCGACUUUACACAAUUGUCUUCCUCGGAAAAUGACAAAGAAAGGGAAAUCUAAACCAGUUUUUGCUGAGGAUGUAUUAAUUGAACACUUUAAUUUAGGAAAUGUCAACAAUUCACAUUGUGCAUUUUAUGAUGUUAUUGGAUUGCUUAAUAUUUUGAUCAAGUUUUAUGGUAAUCUCGACGAUGCAUUGAAAGCUAUCGAGUGCUUCAAUACCAACCAACUUAAAAGGAAAAAAGAGAAAAUUAAUGACAAUAAUGAUGAUGAACACAAAGCAAAGAAGAAAGUUGGAUGUAGAUGUAAAAAAGGAAAUAGUUUGAAUUGUAAUUGUGCCAAGCUUGGAAGAAUAUGUGAUGCAACUUACUAA
Molecule: messenger RNA, 1464 nt
Organism: Naegleria fowleri
Lineage: Eukaryota; Heterolobosea; Eutetramitea; Acrasida; Naegleriidae
Exons: 2
Coding region: 1-1464 (487 amino acids)
Biological process (GO): DNA catabolic process
Cellular component (GO): cytoplasm
Molecular function (GO): 3'-5'-DNA exonuclease activity; nucleic acid binding
Source: RefSeq, a predicted model, not a curated record